AUGAUGACACCGGAGCGCCACAUCAUUGACCCGCCCCCGAUUUAUCGCAUAUCGGAGCUCCACCUGCCAUACACACUCAAGACCUACCAGCGCGACCCGCUCACGCGCCGUGGCGAUCCAACCCUCAAAUCGGUCUCACCCCUUGGGAAGUACCCUGUCAUUGUUGUUGGCAACGCUGUGCUCGUGGAGCAUUUCGGCGGCCGGGCCGACGCACCGGGACUCGUGCCGCCGCGCUGGGCCGCGGGACAGGAGGGCGCCGCAGGCGGGGAAACUGCGGCACGGCUGCGAUACCGGCAUUUGCUGCAUUAUGCCGAGGGUUCCCUGAUGCCGCUGUUGGUUGUGAAUAUGAUUGUCACUAACGUUCAGGCGCCAGAGGUUACGGCGACGAUCCAGAAGGGAUACACGGAGCCGAACCUCAUGUCACACUUCCAAUUCAUCGAGGGCUUACUGUCGGACGGCGGCCAUACCUUUGCGGAUCGACCCUUACCUGCGAGUUGCCUUGUGCAGAUAUUCUUAUCAGCUUCCCUCUCAUCGUCGCUGUCAAGGGCAAAGGCCAUCGACCGAACGUGCUCACUCUGGACGCACAUCCACACAUCUUUGCCUAUCAUAGCCCAUGUGGAGCUCAUUCAGCAGGAGGCAGGUUAUCAGCGUGCGGUGAGCAAGAUAGUGAGCGUCCUCGGAGAGAACAAGGUCACGCCUGAAGAUGACUAG
This is a messenger RNA of Mycena indigotica, 711 nucleotides long. Its product is annotated as Glutathione S-transferase. Lineage: Eukaryota; Fungi; Basidiomycota; Agaricomycetes; Agaricales; Mycenaceae. The record is from RefSeq and is a predicted model, not a curated record. The transcript has 5 exons. The coding region runs from base 1 to 711 and encodes 236 amino acids.